AUGGCAUUAGUGCAUACAGUCUCUAUCGAGACCGCGACGACGAACCCGGCACUUCUUGGCGCCUUCGUCCGAUACGUUCCGCCCAUACUCGACUCCAGCCCCUCCUUAACCGCCACCGUCGCCUGCUGUCUCGAAGCAUGCAAGCAGAAAGAGCUGCAUCCUACACAACGCAAGGUCUUGGACAUUGGACUAUAUGGUCAUGCUCUCAAGAGCAUUCAUAUCGCACUACAAGACCGGGGGCAAAGGGACAGCGACGCGACAUUUCUCGCAGUAGUUCUGAUGCAGCGUCUGGAGACGGCGUUGGUCACCAAAGGCAUAGCGCGAAUUCCUUGUUGGUCUGUGCACGCAGGAGGUGUGAGCGAUCUGUUACGAUAUAGGGGUGCGUUCGACCCAAAGAAUAAGUUGAUCUUUGAGGCGAUGCUGGAGAAUAUUGGACCCAUUGUUGCGCAUUGGAUAGAAAAGGAGGAAGAUUGCUUUCUGGAGGCGCCAGAGUGGCAGGUCGUUCUUCAAUGUAGAGAAGACACGAAAUUGGCCGAUCGAAUUCUACUUGGGGUUGUAGGACAGCUGAUAUUUCUUCCGCGCUUGUUGAGGAUGUUCCGCGAGGCGCGUGAUGAUCACGGAAGCGUAGAGGGUGCGAUGGAUCUGGCCAUGAGCAUGGCGGUUGCGCUACGCAACGUCGACAAUAUGCUCGAAGACAAGUUAUUCCAAGAUGUAUCGAUUGUUUCUAGAAGCAACGCCGGUUGGGAUGCUCCAGUGAACUGCUUCUACGAGGAUGUCAAGCAGAAAGAUGCCCGAGCAAUCUGCUGGCACGUCAUCCUGAGCAUAAUCAUCAACAACGCUCUCGUUGCACUGAUUGGAUUGAAAGCUCGUAGCGGCUGCUCCAAAGACUUCUCUGGCUGUGUUGAGGAGCUGAAGAGGUAUAACUUGAUUCUGAGCCGUAGAGCAUGGAUGCUCGCCACGGAAGCCAGGCAAUGCGGCCUGAUGGUGUAUUACUUCUACACCGGCGCUCUUGUUACUUCAUACAAAAGCGCUCAGUCGGCAGACCACCAGAACUGGAUCAUCAGCUUGUUGAACGAGCUUCAUCGAAGCGACGAGUCCGACGCCUUAUGGACGCAUGAGAUUGUGGAACGCUCAAGUCGAGCGUUUACGGCAUCAGUGUAA
Messenger RNA from Fulvia fulva, 1161 nucleotides. RefSeq lists its product as uncharacterized. The coding region runs from base 1 to 1161 and encodes 386 amino acids. The transcript has a single exon. Lineage: Eukaryota; Fungi; Ascomycota; Dothideomycetes; Mycosphaerellales; Mycosphaerellaceae. The record is from RefSeq and is a predicted model, not a curated record.